CUAUCACCAGUCUAUUCAUUCCUACUUCCAGCCCCAAGGCGUCCCUCCCUGUAUACUCCGAAGCUAAGCAAGCACUUCUGGGACAGGACAGGAGGCCCUUUCCAUGCUGCAUGUAAUGCGCCUAUCCCAUCAGAACUCCGCAGCCCCUCACAGUCCAAAGUGAGCCCAAACCACAGGAUGGUAUUUUGUGCAGAGCAGCUGCUGUUACAGUGGAGGUGAAAUCACUGCUUUCUGAUUUGUCAUCAUGAUUCCUGUUGCUGAGUUUAAGCAGUUUACAGAGCAGCAACCUGCCUUUAAAGUCCUUAAACCCUGGUGGGAUGUCUUGGCUGAAUAUAUCACCAUUGCCAUGCUCAUGAUUGGGGUCUUUGGCUGCACCUUACAGAUAACACAAGACAAGAUUAUUUGCCUCCCUAAUCAUACUUCAGCUGAUGAGGUUUCCCAAAUCUCCUGCAAAGAGUUUACUCAAAGUACUCCACCCACCAACUCUAGUGAUGAUGAAUACCCAACUUCAACACCACCUCCAGUUGUUACUUCCGGUUCUACUCGUGAGAUGACUGGCCUGCGUAACAACCUGGAUCUUCAGCAGUACAGCUUCAUCAACCAGAUGUGCUAUGAGACUGCAUUGCACUGGUAUGCAAAAUAUUUUCCAUAUCUAGUUGUUAUCCACACACUUAUCUUCAUAAUCUGUGGAAACUUCUGGUUUAAAUUUCCUGGCACAAGCUCUAAGAUUGAACACUUUAUUUCCAUUUUGGGUAAAUGCUUUGACUCCCCAUGGACAACUAGAGCUUUAUCAGAAGUGUCAGGAGAGUCCAAUCAAGAGAAGACAGCAGAUCGUGAACUUUCCAAGCCCAGUUUUGAGGAAAAUAGUCCUUCCUCCACUGAGCUUCCAGUUCCUGAUAAAUUGGUUGCAGAGACUGCAUCGGCUAGUGUACUAGACAAGAAAGAAGGAGAGCAAGCAAAAGCACUGUUUGAAAAGGUGAAGAAAUUUCGCCAUCAUGUGGAAGAAGGGGACAUAUUGUAUUUAAUGUACAUGCGACAGACUGUGUUAAAAGUCUGCAAAUUUGUGCUCAUCACCAUAUACAAUGCAGCUUUGGUAGGGCAAAUACACUUUAUUGUACCCUGUAGUGUCCACACAGAGGACAUGACUGGCUACAACAGCUUCUGCUGCAACCACACUAAAGCUCAUCUCUUUUCAAAACUGGCUUUUAGCUAUUUGUGCUUUUUGGGUGUCUAUGGACUGACUUGCCUUUACACACUAUACUGGCUAUUCAGGCGCCCACUGAAGGAGUAUUCUUUCCGGUCAGUGAGAGAAGAAACUGGAAUAAGUGACAUUCCUGAUGUCAAGAAUGACUUUGCUUUUGUUCUUCAUCUUAUAGAUCAAUAUGACUCUCUCUACUCCAAAAGGUUUGCAGUGUUUUUAUCAGAGGUGAGUGAGAGUAGGCUGAGACAACUUAAUUUGAACCAUGAAUGGCCAGCAGAGAAGCUGAGGCAAAAACUUCAGCACACACCUGAAGGCCGGUUGGAGCUGCAUCUUUUCAAGCUACCAGGUUUGCCCGAUUCAGUCUUUGAGGUGACUGAAACAGAAUCCCUUAAGUUGGAGAUGCUUAGCGAGGCACUCAUCCCUCCUCUAGUAACCAAAUUAGUCCGACUUGAAGAAUUGUCCCUUUUCAAUUGCCCAGCAAAAAUACAGCAUGCUUCCCUUGCAUACCUCAGGGACCGCCUUCGAGUCCUUCAAAUUAAGUUUGAGGACAUCAAGGAGAUACCACUCUGGGUCUUCAGUCUUCGAGCCCUAGAGGAGCUACACCUGUUUGGCUACCUAUCCCAGGACAUGUCAAAAAAUGUAACACUGGAAAGCCUGCGAGAGUUAAAAAGUCUUAAGGUGUUAACACUCAAAAGCAAUCUCUCUAAAGUGCCUCCCACUGUCACAGAUGUGGCUGGCCAUCUGCAGAAACUUAUUAUACACAAUGAUGGAACAAAGCUUUUAACUCUCAAUGCUCUGAAAAGACUGUCUCUACUCAAAGAACUAGAGUUGAUCCGUUGUGAUCUAGAAAGAAUUCCUCAUGCAGUUUUCAGUCUGAACAACCUACAACUUCUGGACUUAAAGGAGAAUAACCUGCACACCAUAGAGGAAAUUAUAAGUUUGCAGCACUGCCGCAAACUAAGUGUUCUACGCCUGUGGCACAAUCAAAUAGCCUACAUUCCAGAUCACAUCCGGAAACUGAAGAGUUUAGAAGAGCUUUCUUUCAAUCGCAACAAGAUUCUUGUAUUGCCACCUCAACUUUUCCUAUGUACCAAGCUCCGUCAUCUUGACCUUUCCUUCAAUGAGAUUAGAGAGCUUCCCCCAGAGGUUGGGGUUUUACAGCUGCUUCAGUUUCUCUCAUUGACUGGUAACUUUUUAGACGAACUUCCCAACGAGCUGUUCUUCUGUCAGAAGCUAAAAACUCUGAAGCUGGGACAGAAUAGGUUGGCAAGUUUAUCCCCAAAGAUUGGAUCUCUAACCGCUUUGGUAAAGCUUGAGUUAAAGGGAAACAAGAUAGAUUUCCUGCCCCCAGAGAUAGGUGGAUGUGUUAGCCUGAAAAAGUCUGGCUUAGUGGUAGAACAGUUGUUAAUUGACACACUCCCAAGUGAUGUCAGAGAGAAACUGAGUGAGGACUGAAGAUGCAAAUGAAACAAAGAGUAUGGUGAUAAGUUUUAAUAGUCUAAAAGCAAGGGGUAUAACAAAAAAAAGGCAGUUUGAGAACAGAAGUGAGAGCAGGUAGAAAUUUGAAACCAUAAAAAAAAAAGUUUGACUAAAAAACUAAAAUGUGACCUUUGUCAUUAUAAGAAAAGUGUAAUUUUAGAGCGGAACAUAGAAAAAAAUAAUUAAGAUUAGAGAAUAGCACAAACUGCUCCCACUGGGAUGUCUAAAUAUUGAUAAGCAGGAUCAUCACUCCUAGUAGUUGGUCUGUGUGUGUGUGCUCACGAGACUGCCUUGUAAAUUAGAGCCAAAGCACCUAAAUUAUGAGUGAGAUUUUAUUCCUCCAAAAGCAGGCCGUGCAACGUUUCAACCUCAUUGCAAGGUUGAAGUGUGUCCACGACCACUUUGGUAGAAUAAAAUCUCCUUCAUGUAUAAUUAUGGUGCUGCAGCUUUUGUGUUUGGGAAUUCUGUUGUUCAAACCCCAGUUUUUGACACAUUAGGAGAGAGCAGUAGACCCUAGUGACUUUUAGGUUAGCUACUUUAUUAAUUGAUUCGAAAAAAAACAUCUAGAAUAAGCACAUAAAUGUUUCUCUUGUAUGGACUUGCCCAUUGACUAGGGUCUUCUAAGUGAACAUACAUUUAAAAAAAAUUUAAAUACUGCAAAUAUGCAUUCAAGGCAGGUGUAAGACUUGCCACAUCUCAAGGAACUGGAACACUCCUAAAAAUGAAAUUCCUUUGGACAAAACCGUUUUUAUUUUUUGAGAGGGCUAUGUGCAGCCUUGGGUAAAUGGCACCUAACCUGAUUUAUCCACUACUUGGGUUACUUAACAGCCACAACAGCAUUGGGUCAAUGUACACUUUUAUUUUAUUUUUUUAUUUAAAUUAUUUGAUGAAAUAAUAAAACAUUU
Pelobates fuscus (common spadefoot toad) is the source of this 3585-nucleotide messenger RNA. RefSeq names its product volume-regulated anion channel subunit LRRC8E. The record is from RefSeq and is a predicted model, not a curated record. Gene Ontology annotation, molecular function: protein binding. Bases 245 to 2656 code for a protein of 803 amino acids. The transcript is spliced from 3 exons. NCBI's taxonomy places the organism in Eukaryota, Metazoa, Chordata, Amphibia, Anura, Pelobatidae.